AUGUGGAUGGUCAGUGUGAGUAAUACACACAUUUUUAUUACGUUUUUAUGGUUUUGCGGCCAAAAACAUUAACCAAGACGUUUCGGGAUUUGGACGGAUUUCUCGGGUUGGGGCGGAUAUUCGGUCAUAGCGAGGGUAUGCGGCUAUUUUGGCUGGUUUUUAUGGAUUUUUGACGAAAUUAUUUAUGAACUUGAGGAAAACAUUGGCGAAGGAAGUGGAAAGUUGCAUUUUCUUAUAGGUUAGAGUUGCUUUAUUAUGCAUUUUGAGAGUUUCUCUAUCUAAAAAUGGCAAAUAAGGUUCCUUUUGGUCUCACAACGAAAACUUGGGGAUAUUCUACUAAUUGUGGGUUUUAAACUUACGGUUAUUAAUAUGAUUCAUAUUUAUAAAGUUUUUUACAAAAAUCACGGCAUUAUGAACGAAUUCCUGUAAAUUUUACAAAUAUUCUGAGUCUCACCACGAAACCUUGAAAAGUGGCGAUUUUGCUUUAUACUUUUCAGAAUUUAUUAGAUAAGGCUAAAACUGAUAGUUUCAAUGUUUUUUAACGAAAAAUGGGGUUUUGUUGUAAAUCACACAUGAUUCAUUUUGGUAUCACCACGAAAACCUGAAGAGUUGCGAUUUUGCCUUAUAUUGUUUAGAAUUCAUUACCUAUGGCUAAAAGUAAGACUGAAAUAUCAUAUUUCAAUAACAAAAUUUAAAAAGAAGUUUUGAACUUUAUGAAAUUUCAUGUUAUAGUACCUUCUUUCUAGCUUAUAGUACUUUUUCUCUAUAUUAUAGUACUUUGUUCAUCAUAAACCCACUUCUAAUAUUAUGAUGUCUUAUUCACCGCAUCAUUCUUAUUCUUUGACCACAAAGAAUCCUGCAAAACCGCUUAUAAUCUUUCUCUAGAGUUAUAUAUAAAGGGUUAUAAAUAGUGAGAGAACGUCACCGUUCGCACGUUUUAAUGAACGCUUUUUGUUAAUCAUCUUGGACCAAUCUUUAGUAUUUUUAAGUUUUUGAAGUUGGCACUUUUAGUUUUUUUUUGCACUGUGCAAACAUCUUUUCCUAACUUUUAAAAAUUUUCAAAAAUUAGAAAAUUUUUAAAUUUACGUAAGAUGAAAUAAAGGUCAUAAAAGUUUAAUAAUAUGUCUAGCUUUGCAUUUUUUUACCUGUACAAAAAGUUAUGGCGCUUUCAGUAUUUUGCACCGUGCAAAGUAUUUGAAUUUUAAAAUUUUUGAAAAUCAGAAAUUUUUAAUAAUUUUUAAAGUAACGUAAAAUCAAAGAAAGCUUAUAAAAUUUUACUGAUAUGCCGAAUUUUGCAUUUUUGUAUCUGUACAAAAAGUUAUGCCACUUUUAGUUUUUUGCACCGUGCAAAACUCUUUUCUUGCAACGUACAAAAACUUUUUUUUUAAAAUUUUUAUGAUAAAAAGACGAUUUUUUUUAUUUUCCUUUGUAAAAAACGUUAACUAUGUUCAUAACAUGAUUACCAAUGCCCACUUUCACCUAAAAUUGCACUUUCUCUAUUCACUUUAUGCAAAUGUUCAAAAUUUGACCUUUUGCCAGCCGGCUGCCACUUCCAAUAAUCGUUUUGGAGUUAAUUUCCGUCAAAUUUCGCGAAAUUCAUGAAGGCCAUAAAUUAAAAAGAGCCAAUUCUUUUCUGUUUCACAGAUUCGACCAGUAGAUAAGACGCGUAAUGCUAUGAGAAAGAUGACAUUUCGUGUCGUAUGUCAUGUUUCAUAGUUAUUUUUCGAGGCUAUUUCGGGUCAAAAGUUUCAUUACUAUUGUAAUGUGUUGAGUGAGGUUACUGUAAGCUAGAAUGUUGAAAUUUUGUCAAAAUUGAGGCUAGAAAUUUCUUUUUUAAUUUUUUAAUGGGGGGGGGGAGCAAAGGUAGGGUGAAGGUAUGGCAAAGGUAAAGGCAAGACAAUGCAAGGCAAGGCAAGGCAAGGCAAGGCAAGGCAAGGCAUGGUAGUUUUAGAAUAUUAAGAAUAACAAUUUUCACAGCUUGUUUUUUUUUCGUUUUAUCGCGUAUCAGUGAAAUUUUUUUCGAAUUGGCUUUGGGGGGGGGGCGUGGAUCAAGUUGAUUGAGAGCGAAACAGUGAGGUAUAAGGCCAUUUUUGAUCGAAGUUUCAAGUUAGAACGUUGGUUUGAUAAGCAUCUGGAGUCUGUUAGGUGCCGACAUAAAGAACCCGCCAUUUUUUACAGGAAAUUAAAGGAGAAGUAUGGCGGGUUCUUUAUGUCGGCAACUAAAAAAUGCCAUUUUUGAUAAAACUUUAAAAUUUAAAAUUAUUUGGUAUUUAAAAUUAAAACAAGAAGUCACUUGGCAGUGCGCCAAAAGUUCUGUUACAAAACUUGUAUGUCUAAAUUUAAGCUCCAAAGCCAUUUCCUUUCGAAUUCUAGUCCAAAACAUUAGCCGAACAUAACACGUAUCUCUGGGCCGUAGUAGUUUAACAAUUAUGACACGAACAUAGCGCCAUGUCUUUGCAAAACAGCAUCAAAAGGGGGGGGGGACGAGGAAAAAAAAGUUUUGCUCGUGCGAAAUUGUCUCCCAAUUGGCCGCAAUACUUGUACCACACUCUCCGUUUCGCCAUAAAUAUUGCUGGUUUCAGACGUCCGCCGCGCCGCUCCCGUUCCACCAUCGUAGUCAAGUUGCGAUUCCCCGAGGAAGAAGGAAGACGAAGCGUAGCGGGCGUGGGGCGCCGGCGGGACGCCUCAGGCGUCGGAGGAGGAGGCCAGCUGCAGUAGCCAGUGGGACGUCGAGUUGGAGUGUCACGCAGAAGGCGAAGCGCAUCCGCGGGUUCAGGUUGUGGAGAAGGACUUGA
Bursaphelenchus okinawaensis is the source of this 2795-nucleotide messenger RNA. NCBI's taxonomy places the organism in Eukaryota, Metazoa, Nematoda, Chromadorea, Rhabditida, Aphelenchoididae. The record is from the annotation of a GenBank genome assembly.